Molecule: messenger RNA, 3962 nt
Organism: Arachis ipaensis
Lineage: Eukaryota; Viridiplantae; Streptophyta; Magnoliopsida; Fabales; Fabaceae
Source: RefSeq, a predicted model, not a curated record
UUACCUUGGAGACUGAUACCACGUGAUAUCAUGUAGGACGCCUUCUUUGAAAACUUGAUUAAGAAAACCCCUCUAUUGAGUUCACUACACCCUGCAACCAUUGUUCUCUUACCUUUCUCUGCAAAUCCGUUCACUUUUCUGUUGUUGUUGAGAUCAUAUCAUGGCUGGUGCACUUGUUGGUGGAGCUUUUCUUUCUGGCUUCAUUAACGUUGUCUUUGACCGUUUCCUUACAAUGGAUGCUAUCAACUUGGUCUUGGGCAAGAAACUUGGCUCUGACUUGGUUCAAAGGCUGAAGACUGCUCUGUUGGGUGCUGAAGCUCUUGUUGCUGAUGCUGAGAUGAAGCAGUUUGGUAAUCCAUCUGUGAGGAAGUGGCUUGAUAGUCUCCGGGACGCUGUUUACUGUGCUGAGGACUUGCUCGACACUGUCCUCACCAAAGCCGUCACUCAAAAGGAGGAAAGUUCUUCCUGGUCCCUUAGCUUCUUCAUCAACCGAGAUAGAGAUGACAUGGUAGACAAGAUAGAAGGGGUAGUUAGAGGAAUUGAAGAUCUUGGAAAACAAAAAGAUUUCCUUGGUCUUGAAAAGAUUCCCACUGGUAGCUCAUCAUGGAGGACUCCAUCCAGUUCUCUCGUAAAAGGGAGUGUGUAUGGCAGGGAGGAUGACAAGAAGGCCUUAAUCAAGAUGCUGAAUGACAACAAUGAUCAUCACUUGUUUGUGUUUGCUAUUGUUGGCAUAGGUGGGAUUGGUAAAACAACUUUAGCCCAAUGGCUGUACAACAAUGCAGAGUUGAUGGAGGGAUUUGAUCUGAAAGCAUGGGUUUGCGUUUCGGAGAAGUUUGAAGUUGUUGAGACUACAAGGAAUGUCAUAAAGCAGAUCCAUGGAGGUACUUGUAGUCUCGAUGAUUUCAAUUCCCUUCACAAUGCUUUGAAAGAAGAAUUGUCCAAUAAGAAGUUCUUUAUUGUUCUUGAUGAUGUUUGGAGUGAUGAUGGUGACAAAUGGAGUAAUUUUAUGACCCCUUUUCAACAAAAUGGGAGAAAGGGAAGUAUUGUUCUUCUGACUACUCGGGAGGAAAAUGUUGCUUCCGCAGUUCAAAAUUGUCAGCCUUAUUUUCUCAGGAAGUUGUCGGAGGAUUAUUGUUGGUCAGUGUUUGCAGAAAAUGCAUCUUUUCCACAGUCAAAUGGGAGAGCAGCACUCGAAGAAAUAGGCAGAAAGAUUGUCAAAAAGUGUGAUGGCUUGCCAUUAGCUGCAGAAACACUUGGUCGCUUGUUACGUACUAAUCAUGAUGUUGAGGAAUGGAACAAGAUACUAAUGAGUGAUAUUUGGGAAUUUUCGGUGGAGAAGAGUAAGAUUAUUCCAGCAUUACUGAUAAGUUACUUCCAUCUUUCUCCAUAUUUAAAGCGUUGUUUUGUUUAUUGUGCUUUGUUUCCCAAGGAUUUUGAAUUUGUGAAACAUGAAUUAAUAUUUUUGUGGAUGAUAGAGGAUCUUUUACCAUCACCAAAGAGAGGAGAAAGUUUAGAAGAAGUUGGUUGUGAGUGUUUUGAUGAACUAACUUCCAGAUUAUUUUUCACCAAGAGUGAAGGCUUUGAUGAUUAUUUUGUGAUGCAUGAUCUCUUGCAUGACUUAGCAAUAUUCCUUGCUGGAGAUUUCUAUUGCAACUCAGAAGAACUUGGUAAAGAGGAGGAGAUAAAGAUUCAGACUCGGCAUUUGUUUGUAGAUCUAAGUCAUUGUAGCUCAAAACUUUAUAAUUCUAUUUCUAAAGUAGAAUCUUUGAGAACGUUAUUAUUGUUUGGCAAUUUCUCGUCUCCCAACUGCAACAUUGAAGGGGCAACAUGUGAGAUAUUAUCAAAGUGUAAAUACUUGAGAGUUUUAUCCUUUAGAAAACUUGAUGAGGUGCGUAAUUUAAUAGGAAAAUUGAUCCAUCUGCGCUACUUAAAUCUCUCUUGGACUGAUGAUAUUAAGACCUUGCCAGAGUCUUUGUGUAACUUGUGUAAUUUGCAAAUAUUGAAGUUAUAUCAAUGUUCUGAGCUAACUACGCUGCCUAGUGGUUUGCAUAACCUUGUGAAUCUGCGGCAUCUUGAUAUUAGAGGAACUUCUUUGAAAGAAAUGCCCAGAAAAAUGAGCAAAUUGAAUCAGUUGCACGUUUUAAGUUCCUUUGUCGUUGGCAAGCACAAAGACAAUGGAGUUCAGGAGUUAGGAGGGAUGGUAAAUCUUCAUGGAUCCGUUGAGAUUAAGAAGUUGGAGAAUAUUGUUGAUGUGGAAGAGGCAAAGAGGGCAAAGAUAAUGGAUAAGAAGCACAUUGAUGAAUUAUGUUUGAAAUGGUCUUCAGGUGAUGAUUUGGUUUCAAGUACACAAAAAGAAAGAGACAUCCUCGAUAACUUGCAGCCGCAGAAUGGGUUGAAAGAGUUGAAAAUCAAGGGAUACAAGGGUACAAUAUUUCCAGAUUGGUUGGGGAACUGUUCCUACGAAAACAUGACACGUGUAUCUCUAAAGUCUUGCAACAAUUGCUGCAUGCUGCCUUCACUUGGACAGCUGCCAUCUCUUAAGUCCCUGCGCAUUGAAGGUUUCGAUCAGCUGAGGAGUAUUGGCGAGGAGUUUUACAAGAAUGGAGGAGAUCAUCAUUCUUCGCAUAUUGCACCGUUCCCCUCACUGGAGACUUUGGUAUUUCAUAACAUGGCAUGUUGGGAGGUGUGGCACGUAUCUGAGUCGGAAAGAUUUCCUCAACUUAGGAAGCUUGAAAUAAGAAAUUGCCCAAUGUUGAAGGAAGAGAUGCUUAAUCAGGUAUUCUUCAGAAUAGUUUCUUCUUUGUCGGAUGUUUCCAAAGUUCGCAAACUACGUAUAGGCGAUCUCUUUAUAAACCGGCAAACCGAGGCCAUGUUUCUUAAUGGGGGUACUUUAUCAAUUAGCGGAUGUGAAUCUGUGAUGGAGUCUGCAUUGAAGGCAAUGAUCAGCAUCAACCAUCUACGUUGCCUCCAAGAAAUACACAUCUUGUGCUGUAGAAAACUAGAAUUACCCCAGCUACGACAGCACAAGUAUGAUUUGGUAGAGCUAGUAAUACAUGACAGCUGUGAUUCACUGACCUCCUUGUCGUUGGAUGUCUUUCCCAAUCUCAAGAAUCUCCAUGUAAAACGGUGUAGGAAUCUGGAAUCAGUGUUAAUGUCAGAGGCACCACACGCUGCUCUUCAACGUCUCUCCAUCGGUUUCUGCGACAAAUUAGUGUCAUUUGCAGGAGAAGGACUGGCUGCACCCAACUUGACUCAUCUUGAAGUCACGUGGUGCUCAAAGUUGGAGGCAUUACCAUGUGACAUGAAGAGUCUACUCCCAAGUCUACAGUCUCUCAACAUACAACGCUGCCCAAACAUUUGCAGGUUGGCAGAGGGUGGUUUGCCGCCUAACUUGAAAUCACUUGAAGUGGGAAUUUGCGAGGAACAAAUGAGGGAUCUAUCAUGGAUGACCAACUUGCACGCCCUCACUCAUCUUACAAUUUCAGGUUAUGGGUGUAAGAACAUAAAGUCAUACCCAGAGGUGGGUUCGCUGCCUUACCUUCCCUCCCUUACUACUCUCAAGAUAUGCUUCUUCGAUAAUCUGGAGACAUUGGAGUGCAACGAGCUUCUCCGCCUCACCUCUCUCCAACAACUACACAUUGAUUGGUGUCCCAAGCUGGAGAAUAUGGAAGGAGAAAAGCUGCCUCCCUCUCUCUUACUACUUCAACUUAGAUGGUGCGGUUUGCUGGGAGAACAAUGCAAGAACAAGCAUCAACUAAUCUGGCCCAAAAUUUCCAACAUCCCAGGCUGUGUUUAUUUUUAGAGAUCCAAAAUGUAUAGUAACUAAAGAAAAUCAGCCAAAAACAGCCAUAACCUUAUUUAGUAUUCAUUAAUUGUUGUGACAAUUAAUUAAUGCUAAAUAAGGCAAAUUUUUGCUGUUUUUUUUUUGUUUACCUAGUAUUACCCUUUAGAGAUAAGACACU